UCCCCAUAUCAUAUGCCCUCGAAGUUAUCGAAUACUUUAUUUAUACUGUCAUUUGAUUUCAUGUCUAUACUAAAUUAUUAAUUUAUAGGAUACUCGGAAGUUCCUCAAAGGACGUGCGGAGGGUACCUGCCGACGUCACCCUAGAGCAGAAAAAACGGCCUCUUCUUUUCCGCGCGGAGCGCAGUUCGCCCUUCUCCUUUCAGCACCGGAUACCGUCCGACGCCUACGACUCCGUGCGUCUCGCUCCUGGGACAAGAUAAAAAAAAACUAACAUUUUAACGGACCUUGAUCACGAACAAACCUUUACAAUGAGUUAUUGACUCUCUCAUUUAGUCACAAGUCACCGAACUCCAUGGACGAAAUAUAUCCAUAUUAAAACGUUCUUUAAGUUUUUUUGAAUUUCCUUUUUGACUGUUGGGCUAUGUGUGUCGGUUGUUUUUACUUCAUAUAAUGUGGAUGUUACCUGUGUACGUGGCUGGAGGAUGAGCGCCGGCGUGGGGGCGACAGGGGACGCGACAGUAACUCAUAAUAUGCAGUCAAGAUCGUUCACAGCUUUGUGGCAGUUACCUGUGGCGCUGAUGUAUAGGCCAAGCCUGUAGGGUAGACCAGGCUGAGCCCCCUGAUGAGUUGAGUCCCCCGCCCCUCCUCUCCCAGCGUAGCCAGGUGGGAUGUCCCAGAUGUGUGUCCUCUUAUCUCUGCUCACCCUCUCUGGCUACACCCAGGUCUCCUCGGCUAAAUCUCUGAAGCUCCUGAUGGAACAAUGGACGAGCUACAAGAACCAGUGUUCUCAGAGCAUCGUCACCACGCCUCCCGCCUCAGGACUGGUGUGUAACAGGACGUUUGACCAGUAUGCCUGCUGGCCCGAUGGACUUCCUGGAACAACAGUCAAUGUUUCCUGUCCAUGGUACCUGCCCUGGUACCGCAAAGUUCAGCAGGGUGUGGUGUAUAGAGUGUGCAGUGGGGACGGACGCUGGGCCCCAAAGAACACCAGUGAGUGUGAGCAGGACGACCCAGGACAGGUGAGAGAGCAGCACUAUGGUAGCAUCCUCAGUAAGUUUCGGGCCAUGUACACAGUGGGCUACUCCCUCUCCCUCGGAGCCCUGGUACUGGCUCUGGGCAUCCUGGUCUCAUUCAGGAAGCUUCACUGUAUGAGGAACAACAUCCAUAUGAAUCUGUUUUCCUCCUUCAUCCUGCGUGCUGUCUCCAUCCUGAUUAAAGAUGUCCUGCUAGACUCCCUGUCCGUCCCCCUGGCCCCCGGGGCUGACACCCACCAUCAGACGGUUGCCGGGUGCCGUAUCGCCAUGGUGAUGAUGCAGUACAGCGUCAUCGCCAACAACUAUUGGCUGCUGGUGGAAGGCAUCUACCUGCACAGCCUCCUGGUCAUCACCGUGUUCACUGAGAGAAACUACUUCUGCAUCUACCUGUUUAUCGGCUGGGGUGCUCCUCUGAUAUUCGUGUUGCCGUGGGUGAUAGUCAAAUACCUGUACGAGAAUGAAGAGUGCUGGGAGAGGAACAUCAACAUGGGUUACUGGUGGAUUAUACGCUCUCCCAUCCUGUUAGCUUACCUGAUGAAUUUCUUUAUCUUCAUCCGGAUUAUAAAGAUCCUGAUGUUGAAGCUCAAGGCCCAUCAGAUGAGAUACACAGAUUACAAGUUCAGGCUGGCUAAAUCCACUCUGACCCUCAUCCCUCUGCUGGGUAUUCACGCCAUCCUCUUCACCUUAGUCAUCGAUGAGUCCGUCCCCAAAGGUUCCAAGAUGCGUCUCAUCCGCCUCUUCUACGACCUCCUCUUCAACUCCUUCCAGGGCCUACUGGUGGCCAUCUUGUAUUGUUUCGUCAACAAAGAGGUCCAGUCUGAGAUGUUGAAAAAGUGGAAGAGGUGGAAGCUGGGUAAAGACAUCGAGGAAGAGUACCGUCAUACAUACAGCCACUCGCCGCACGUCAAGAGCGGUAGCAUCGUCACCGGCAACAUGGCCGGUGUCCAAGACAACGGCAGCAACCCUAAAGACUCACAGUUAACCCCCAACCCCGACUACGACCCAGAUCCUAACCCUGCCUCAACCUCCAUCACCCCCAAUGAGAGCAGUAGAUUGGUGGGGUCCAGCCACAACAGGACGGAUAAAGCAAAGACUCAAUCCUCCCUGCAGUGUCCCUCCACACCACACGGUGGCACUAACAACUGCAGCACUCUGAUGGAGAACAUUUGUCUGGAGGAGAGGGCACAGAGUUAUGCACGCCCAGAGGAGGGCGCAGAAAGCAACUUCUGACCAACGGGGGAAGACCAUCCCCGGCCUAUGGAUUGAUUGAUUGGUUGAUUGAUAGAUUGCUAAAGUGUUCGGGUGUAGAAAGAGACAACACACCUACUGGAGGGGACCGUUAAUGCACUGCAGGUCCAGAUCCUAUGGAUUGAUUGAUUGGUUGAUUGAUUGAUUGGUAGAUUGAGUGAUUGGUUGACUGCAGGUCCAGAAGACUUGAUGGUCUGAAAAUAUGAACCAUUUUCAUGUUGGUUUUUCUGUGACCAUAUUCUGACCACACGGGAUUGACCACAUUCCCCACUGUGUUCAGGACCUCAAGGAAAUCUCUUCGUUGACCACGAACAUUACAGUUGACGAGGACUACUGCUAAAGGAAAACUAGCAGGCCUGCUAGCUGUGUCCAUGUGUACGACCGCUAACCAAACGCUACCCUCGCUCAACAACUCCCUGGCUAUGCUCCGAUUCUCCUCCCUUUUCUAGAAGUGUGCACUAGCACCCCCGUCAAUCAUUUAAAACAUAGGAUUGGUGUAGCUUCACAUUGGCUGGAGGUAAUUACCCACCAUUUUCAAAAUCAUGUGUUCUUGUUCUCUACUGCUACUGAGAGCUUCACUUAUCCUCUAUGUCUUUGUGGAUGUGGCCCAAAUGGAGCCCUAUUCCCUAUCUAGUGCACUACUUUAGACCAGAACCCUAUUCCCUAUAUAGUUUACUACUUUGGACCAGAACCCUAUUCCCUAUACAGUGCACUACUUUAUACCAGAACCCUAUUGUAGUACACUACUUUAGACCAGAGCCCUAUUCCCUAUAUAGUGCACUACUUUAGACCGGAACCCUAUUCCCUAUAUAGUGCACUACUUUUGACCAUAGUGCAUAGAGUGCCAUUUGAAAGCUCAGCGCUGUGGUACAGUAUGACCCUCAGCAGCCACCGUACUUCACUGUUGGCCAGCACAGUUUAGUUUAGUUCAGCAUGUUCCUACCAAAUCACCCAUGGAGACAUCUUGUUGAUAACAUCUUGCAUAACUAAACCAUUUAUAUUAUAGAUCUAAUCCGUGUCAAAAUAAGUGACAUUUACACAGAUUUACACACACGCACACACACACACACACACACACACACACACACACACACACACACGUUCCUCCCAGAGCGUUCUAUCUCUGCCCUCUCAGGCCAGGACAGGACUAGAUCAGAACACCCCAGAGAACAGACUCAGCUGUGGAACAACGGGACAUUCCAGAUUGUUGCCAGGUCUGUCUGGCAUUCUGACAGACAUUUCUGGAACCCCCGAGGAUUAUGGGACUGUGGAGGACUGGACCUCUCACCGUCUCUCUGAGAGGAUUAUGGGUAGUUUGUUUGGGUGCAAUUUUUUUGGGAGGGAAUAUUGAGUUUCACCAUGAACUGUUGGCCCCAUUUGAGUGGACAGACAGAGUAACAGACAGACAGAGUAACAGACAGACUCACAGACAGACUGUAUAAAAUGUAAGUUAUUCAGGUUCUAUAAGGACAGCCAACCUACCGACCACCAAUCAGACAUAAGGAUGCAUCAUACCAGCUCUUACCUCCAGGGGGACUAUAAGGGAUGGGGUACACCCCUCCCCCCUUUGCCCUCUUCCUCUUUUCGUUGACCCGACAUAUUCUGUCAGAAUGUCUGUAUCGUUGUGGACUAGCGCUAUGGACUAAUGGAGACAUUACAAUGUCUGUACAUAUAGAUGGUGAAGAUACAAGGUUUUCUGUUUUUGUGGAUGUUUUAUUCUGUGACCUCACCGUGCAGGAAAACCUCUAGAUCGUAGGUCCGGGAGAAACUCCUAUGCUUGUGAUCUAUCCCAGCGUUUCUCAGACUAAUCAGAGCUUGAUGAUGCAAAAGGCUAAUACCCAAUAGGCUGAUCUGUCCUCGCUGAACCCACGUACAGUGCGUGAGGUCUAGAGCGUCGUCAUCAUGAGUAGGGCCUGUAUUCACAAAGCAUCUCCUGAGUGGCGCAGUGGUCUAAGGCACUGUAUCUCAGUGCCAGACGCAUCACUACAGACACUCUGGUUCGAAUCCAGGCUGUAUCACAACUGGCUGUGAUUGGGAGUCCCAUAGGGCGGCACACAAUUGGCUCAGCGUCGUCCCAGUUUGGCCUGGGGUAGGCCUUCAUUGUAAAUAAGAAUUUGUUCUUAACUGACUUGCCUAGUUAAAUAAAGGUUUAAUUUCAGAGUAUGAAUGCUGAUCUACAAUCAGGUCGUCCAUGUAAUCUUAUGUGUUAUGUUCUGAAAGGCAAACCUGAUUCUAGAUCAACACUCCUGCUCCUAUUCUUAGACGUAUUGUGAAUACGGGCCCUGGAUAGGUCCCAUGGGCAGGGUAAUCUCCUGUCUCUAGCCUACUCAUGACGUGAUAUCUCCAUCAUGUGUAGAAUGUACAUACCAAGUUGUAAAUCAGAGAAGAACAGGAAUGAAGUAUGUUGUUCUGUGUUCCGUUAGAAGUCAACAACAUGAUUCGAAAGAUUCUACUGAUUAAAAGAGAAGAUGACCAACUGAC
This is a messenger RNA of Salmo salar (Atlantic salmon), 4763 nucleotides long. The record is from RefSeq and is a predicted model, not a curated record. Lineage: Eukaryota; Metazoa; Chordata; Actinopteri; Salmoniformes; Salmonidae.